Molecule: messenger RNA, 2310 nt
Organism: Sporothrix brasiliensis 5110
Lineage: Eukaryota; Fungi; Ascomycota; Sordariomycetes; Ophiostomatales; Ophiostomataceae
Exons: 2
Coding region: 1-2310 (769 amino acids)
Source: RefSeq, a predicted model, not a curated record
AUGGAGUCACCAGCGGCCCAGGACGCGGCUGAGAGCUCGCCCUUGUUGCAGCCUGCAUCGUCUACUCCCUCGCCGUCCUCAUUAUCGAACGCAUCACCCUCCCAGCCGCCGCCGCCGCCUCACCCUGCGCAUGCCUUGCCUGCGCUUUCGACACCGACGAAGCAGCAGCUACGAGAAUCGGCGCCGGUGCCUGUAUCGCCGUCUGCUCUGGCGCGGCCCGGAUCUGCCGGGCGACUCAAGACUGCGCGCACUGUCACCUUCGAUCCCAACCCCGUCACGCGCACGAUCGAGCCUCCCCCAUCGACGUCGCCGCCCGUCCAUGCCAUUGCGCCGUUAUCGUCCCGCCUCCGCGGCAGUGCUCCGCCUGCUACAGUAACGACACCGGCCCUCAGUGCGACAGCACCCUUGUCUUAUGGCACAACAUCGUCCGCAUCGAGCACGCGGCCAGGAACAGCCGGCAGUGGUGGCCCGCCGGUUCUCUCCGCGAUCAACAACCGGCUCCGGCGACGGAAUAGCUAUGGCUCAGGACCGCUGGGCAUGACGCAGCCGCCCAUGCAGCUGCCCAAGAUUGGUCCGCAGCGGAGCACGAAAAAUGCGCAGAAGCUCAAGCUGCUUCCCAACCCUGAAUUUGGCGAUGAGGGCCCGGACGAGGAGAGUGGACGUGAUGUAUACAGCCAGUACACCCGCAUCAAAGACCCUACCGCGCGGCGUGAUGCGGCCCUGCUCGGCAAGGCAGAUCGCGCACGUCUUCCACGUGUCACGGCCUACUGCACGGCCAACCGUUACGACAUGGACGGCCUGGUGCGCUUUCUCAAGGGCCGCGGAAAGACGCGAGGUGGCAAUCCCAAACUGAUCGACGAGUGUAUUUACACGCCGUACGACUAUGAUUUCAGCAAGAAUGGGGGUGAAGCUGAUGGCUUUGGCGGUGGUGGCAGCAACCGGAGAAACCGUAUCAGCCACCACAGCUAUAUUGGCGGCGGCAGCGGACACGUUCGCCACAGAGGGGUGGACGAGGAUGCAGAACGCCACGAGCAGCAACGCCAGAAGCAGCAGCAGCAGCAGCAGCAGCAGCAGCAGGAACGGGACGAGCUUCAACGUCAACAACAAGAGCAGCAACAGGACCAGCCGUAUCGAGACGUGGAUAGACAGCGCGACUCGCAGCUACUGCCGUCUGCGUCUUAUUAUCAAGAGCGGCGGCACUCAGCAGGCGAAGCUGAUGCUGGCCACACGAUACAGCGGCGUGACGACUUGAUCGACUUGGACGGAGGAAGCCAGGAUGAGAGAAACCGACAGAGCGAGCAAGCAAUUGCAGACGACGACGAAAUCAUGCCUCGCUCUUCGCAGCAGACGGACGACGGAGGCUACAACAACGGCCACGAAGACGGCAGCUACUUUGACGACAAUCUCCACGAGCAACACGAUGACCGGCACAACCAGAGUCAGCGGGGUCAGCUAGACCAAGAGCAGCACCACCACAUGAUCCACCGGCAUCAGCGCCAAGCAGAAGAGGCUGUUUUGGACCUGCUGAGCGGCGACGAAUUGGACCGGCAAGCCGCUGGGAACGACCACAACCAGCUGCGAGACGAAUUCGAGCAGCAGCUGCGCGGCGAGCGACCGGUCGACUUUGACAUCCACGUGCACACGCCGGAGCUGUUCCUAUUCGACUACGGCGUGGUGGUGAUCUGGGGCAUGUCGGAGGCGCAGGAGCAGCGGUUCUUGAAGGAGCUGGCCAAGUUUGAGCUGGAGAAACUGGCCGCCGACGACAUGGAGGUUGAGUUCUUCAACUUUUACUACACGCGCGAGUACCAGGCGCGCAUUUACAACGACUUUAUCGCGCUGCGCGACAAGAACAAUUACAUGACGAAGCUGGCCAUUUCGCACGCGCUUGCACAGAGCGUCAAGACGUCGCUGUUUGAAGAGCUCAUUGCGUCGACUAUCGACACGUGCAAGGACAUACCAACGCAGAUUGCGCUGACCGGCACGAUCGCGCUGAACCGCACCGAGAUCAACAUGCAGAUUGGCGAGCUGUUUAUUCUUCGCAUCAACAUCCACCUCAACGGAUCCGUGCUCGACACGCCGGAGCUCUUCUGGGUGGAACCGCAGUUGGAGCCCGUGUACCAGGCCGUACGCAGCUAUCUGGAGAUGGACCAGCGCGUUGGCCUGCUGACGCAGCGACUCGACGUGAUUGCUGACCUGUUGGCCGUGCUUAAAGAGCAGCUGAGCCACGGCCACGGCGAGAAGCUAGAGUGGAUUGCCGAGAUUCUGGUGGCGGCCAUCAACAUCGUGGUCGACCUGUAUGCGGGAGUGUAA